AUGGGUCGCAUGCACUCCAAGGGCAAGGGUAUGAGCGCUUCGGCUCUCCCCUAUCGUCGUUCGCAGCCUUCGUGGUCCAAGGCCACCGCUGAGGAGGUCGCCGACCAGAUCUUCAAGCUUGCCCGUCGUGGUCUCUCGCCCUCGCAGAUCGGCGUGAUCCUCCGUGACUCGCACGGCAUCCCCCAGGUCAAGUCGGUCACCGGCAACAAGGUUCUCCGUAUCCUUAAGACCAACGGCCUCGCCCCCUCGAUCCCCGAGGACCUCUACCACCUCGUCAAGAAGGCCGUCUCGGUCCGCAAGCACCUCGAGCGCAACCGCGCCGACAAGGACGCCAAGUUCCGCAUGAUUCUCGUCGAGUCGCGUAUCCACCGCCUUGCCCGCUACUACAUCAAGAAGCAGCAGCUCCCUCCUACCUUCAAGUACGAGGCCGCCACUGCCUCGACCCUUGUCGCCUAA
Molecule: messenger RNA, 456 nt
Organism: Apiotrichum porosum
Lineage: Eukaryota; Fungi; Basidiomycota; Tremellomycetes; Trichosporonales; Trichosporonaceae
Gene: RPS13
Product: ribosomal 40S subunit protein S13
Exons: 3
Coding region: 1-456 (151 amino acids)
Biological process (GO): translation
Cellular component (GO): cytosolic small ribosomal subunit; nucleolus; ribosome
Molecular function (GO): small ribosomal subunit rRNA binding; structural constituent of ribosome
Source: RefSeq, a predicted model, not a curated record